CGAAGUUGCCUCAACCCCUCACAGCUUCCUUCAAUCUCGACUUCAACCUUCCGACCAGUUACCUCUAUUCAAGUAUCAUACGCGCACAAACUCACACAAUACCAUGGGUUCCGUUGUUCUUCCUCAUCUCUCGACCGGUUGGCAUGUCGACCAGGCCAUCAUGUCGGAAGAGGACCGUCUGGUGGUGAUUCGGUUUGGACGCGAUUGGGACCCCGAUUGCAUGCGUCAAGAUGAGGUUCUGUACCGCAUCGCCGACAAAGUGAAGAACUUCGCUGUCGUCUACCUCUGCGAUAUCGACCAGGUGCCGGACUUCAACAAGAUGUACGAGCUGUACGAUCCGGUGACAGUCAUGUUCUUCUUUCGCAACAAACACAUGAUGUGCGAUUUCGGCACUGGAAACAACAACAAGAUGAACUGGGUCCUGGAGGAUAAGCAGGAGUUGAUCGAUAUUGUCGAGACUAUCUACAAAGGCGCAAAGAAGGGACGCGGGUUGGUGAUCUCGCCAAAGGAUUACAGCACCAGAUACCGCUAUUAGGCUACUGUUGGAUUUGGAAAAUCUGAUGUUCGUUUCUUUGAUUGUUUUUCAAAUGCGCUUUGGAGUUUGUUAGGUUCUGUUUGAAUGAAUUUACGUUACUGUACCCAUUUGAUGUG
Molecule: messenger RNA, 651 nt
Organism: Tricharina praecox
Lineage: Eukaryota; Fungi; Ascomycota; Pezizomycetes; Pezizales; Pyronemataceae
Product: mitosis protein DIM1-domain-containing protein
Exons: 2
Coding region: 104-535 (143 amino acids)
Biological process (GO): mRNA splicing, via spliceosome
Cellular component (GO): U5 snRNP; spliceosomal complex; U4/U6 x U5 tri-snRNP complex
Source: RefSeq, a predicted model, not a curated record